AUGCUUAACACCUGCACUGUUUUUGAUUCACUGCAUAACACUGUUCUGCCUUGCCAAGACCAGUACUUUGUAGGAGGCCAGAGCUAUAAUUGCCCGUAUUCCACUACAACGUCAGAAUCUAGUGUUGACGUUUCCACGGAGACUUGGGUCUCUUUCUGGGCUGCUGGUCUCCUGGACAACAGAGAGCCCCAACAAGCACCACAGGCACAGGAAUCAUCCAGUGACUCCAAUUUCCCUGUUCCUAACUCAUGUUCGUGGGAAGAGGCUCAGCUUUCCUCUCAGCUCUACAGAAACAAGCAGCUCCAAGAUACUCUGGUGCAGAAGGAAGAAGAACUUGCUAGGUUACACGAAGAGAAUAAUCAUCUUAGACAAUACCUGAAUUCUGCUUUGGUUAAAUGUCUUGAAGAAAAGGCCAAGAAAUUACUGUCAUCAGAUGAGUUCUCCAGAGCAUGUGGAACAUUCAGGAAGGGAAAGAGGAAACCUAAAGAGCAAAGAUAUUUUCUUCCUGAAAUCCCCCAUCAUAAAACUGCCAAGAGAAACCUCUCCAGUGAAUUUGCUAACUGUGAAGAACAGCCGGGGCCCCCUGUGGAUCCUUGGGUUCUUCAAACACUUGGAUUAAAGGACUUCAAUACCAUUGAUGACACUUUAUCAGCUAACUACAGUGCCCUCUCCUCUCAUCCCAGAAGAAUUGCCGGCACAUUUCCUCAGUUUCUGGAUAAUGCAGUCAAUUAUGAAAAUAUCCCCAGGGAAGACCUGCCAAUUGACUAUGGAGGUGACCGAACAACCCCCUCACAUAGCACUACCAGGCAUGCGGAAGAUUUCCACUUACUUUCUCAACUUUCAGAUGCACCAGGGGAGCUGCAAACUCAUCCUUACUAUUCUUCUGAUGUGUCCCCCAAUAAGACAGAGAUGGCCUUUUCCACAUCCCUGAGCCCUCACUGUAAUGUGAAAACUCACUCCUUCCACCAGGGACAAGCCUUUGUUUGUCGAGAUGAGGAGGGAGGCUGGAAGUUCACCUGGGUCCCGAAGCAGUCUUAG
This is a messenger RNA of Suricata suricatta (meerkat), 1038 nucleotides long. It is a transcript of the gene GMNC, whose product is annotated as geminin coiled-coil domain containing. Lineage: Eukaryota; Metazoa; Chordata; Mammalia; Carnivora; Herpestidae. Gene Ontology annotation, biological process: negative regulation of cell cycle; negative regulation of DNA replication. The transcript is spliced from 5 exons. The coding region runs from base 1 to 1038 and encodes 345 amino acids. Gene Ontology annotation, cellular component: nucleus. The record is from RefSeq and is a predicted model, not a curated record.